This is a messenger RNA of Colletotrichum lupini, 1275 nucleotides long. Its product is annotated as O-methyltransferase. The record is from RefSeq and is a predicted model, not a curated record. Lineage: Eukaryota; Fungi; Ascomycota; Sordariomycetes; Glomerellales; Glomerellaceae. The transcript has 4 exons. Gene Ontology annotation, molecular function: O-methyltransferase activity. Bases 1 to 1275 code for a protein of 424 amino acids.
AUGAACGAGAAUGAUGCUGUCGGAGACUUCAUACGCUCAGCGGAAGCCCUUUCUACAUCGGUCGAAGACCUCAGCGAGGGCGACAGAUCGCGAGUUCUUCUAAAGCUUUACGAGCUCACGAUGAAUGUCGAAUCUCCUUGGGAGACGUUUGUGAGACUCUUCUUGAGCGAACCGGCUGUCCUAGCAUCAGUCAAGAUACUGCAGGAUCUCAAUAUCUUUAAGAAAUGGAAGGUUGAUGGAAGCAGAGCCAUGACUUGCACUCAGCUAACGGGCCUCGCGGAGGGGUCCUGCGAUGCCGCUUUACUUUGUGACUUAUCCCGUCUCGGGUACCUUGUAGCAGUAUCUCAUAUUCUCCCAGAUCGACUCCUCCGCCUACUGGUCUCGAAUAACAUCGUAGAGAUGACUUCAGACAAGACCUACAAGCCCACGAGAUUCUGUGACCAGCUUGCGGACUCGAACUUUAGCACCACCGCUAAAUUCUACUACGACCACACAGUCCCAAUGUUCACCCACAUGCCCAUCUUCUUCCGCGAAACAUCCUACAGAAGCCCCCGCAGCGCCCGCAAAACAGUCUUUGACUCAGCCCACGGCUGGCAAGGCGGCCUCUUCGCCUAUCUCGAAGCCCACCCCGAACAAAGCGAGGCCUUCAACACACUCCAGCGGACGACGACGCUCAACAGGGCCAGGUGGACGUCCAUCUUCCCCAGCCACACCCUCUUGGACAGCGGCUCCGGCGACGACGACCCGGGCUCGCCGCUGCUGGUGUAUAUCGGUGGCAGCGCGGGACAGGAUCUGCAGGCCUUUUAUGAACUGCAUCCGGAGACGGCGUCGAGGUUGUAUUUGGAAGAUUUGCCAUCUGUUCUGGCGGAUGACAAGACGAAUUUGCUGAAGGGGAUCCAUAAGGUGGCGUAUGAUUUCUACACACCUCAGCCGAUUAAGCAUGCCCGCGCAUACUACAUGCACCACAUCCUCCACGACUGGCCCGACAAACAAGCCUGCAGAAUCCUCGAGAUGCAAAAAACCGCCCUGAAGCCCGGUUACAGCAGGAUCCUGAUCCACGACCAAAUCAUGGACGACGACGUGCGGGCCGUCCACCCGCACGCCGCCGUCUUCGACAUCAGCAUGAUGGCGUUUGGCGCCGCCGGGGAGCGCACGGAGAAGGAGUGGAGGGCGCUGAUCGAGUCGGUUGGGCUGAGGGUUGUUAAGAUUUGGAGGGUGCCGGGUGCGGUGCAGGGGGUUAUCGAGGUUGGGUUGCGGGAAGGAUCGAGGCUUUGA